AUGACUAAUAGCUCUGCAGUCUUUGAGGAUAUUUGCGGCCACAUUAUAAGAAAUGAAAAUAAAGACGAGUCACUUAAGCAGCUGCGUACUAUUCUAUCGGAAAAGGCCGAAUGUAAAUCUAGAAUAGUUCAAGAAUUUGGCAUUCUAACCGUGUUUCUUAAGGAUAUUUCAUCAAUAUAUGAGUACUUAACUCUGGAAAGAGCAUGUCUUCCAGAAAACAUCUAUACAGUUCUUGAAAUAAUCAUUCUAUUAACAGAUGAGGACAAAUUUAUAUCAUACGCGAUUGACUCAAAUUUACUUUUGUUUCUCUAUCCAAUAAUCAACUCCUCUAUUAGAAAUGAAGAGAUAGAAGAGUUAAAGUACAUUACACUAAGGAUAAUUAAGUGCAUACUACAAAGAAACAAGAUAGAGCACUUAAUUGAGUUCUUCAAAAAUACAGAGCUAGUGCCAUUAUGUCUUCGCAAUAUGGAAUUAGGCCGAAAAAAGACAAAAAUAGAGGCAAGCGAGGUGUUCUAUCUUAUAAUCUCGGUUCAGGAAGGGCUGGAAUAUUCUUGCCAAACAUAUGAUCGAUUUAUGGCAAUUUCAAUGAUUUUAAACUCUGUCUUAGUACAGAUGGAAACCAUUCAGUCUCCAAAACUAUUGGAGCUGACUAUUAAAAUAUAUACUAAAUUGUGCGAUAUGCCAAAUGCAAAGAUUGCAUUUAACAAGAACCGGCCGCAUAUGCUUUAUACAGAGAGCAUACGAGAAAUUGUUAAAUCAAAUCCAGCAGUAAAGGCUGCAUACGAUGAAUUUUUGGCAAUACUUCAAAACUAGCCUUGAAUGAAUUGCUAUAGUAAUACGUCUAAAAUACAUCUGUAAGUAUUCUCUAUACACACUACUUCGUUAUGGCAAUUGAAAAUAUCCUAGAAGUUAUUACAUACAAAAAAAUAAAAUCCUUCU
Messenger RNA from Nematocida parisii ERTm1, 939 nucleotides. RefSeq lists its product as uncharacterized. NCBI's taxonomy places the organism in Eukaryota, Fungi, Microsporidia. The record is from RefSeq and is a predicted model, not a curated record. Gene Ontology annotation, cellular component: P-body; CCR4-NOT core complex; CCR4-NOT complex. The coding region runs from base 1 to 813 and encodes 270 amino acids. Gene Ontology annotation, biological process: negative regulation of translation; mRNA catabolic process. The transcript has a single exon.